AUGCUUUCCGACCCGAACGUGACGGUGCUUGGCCCGGGCCCGGCACAGCGGAAGUUCAACAUUAAUUGUUACUCUUACCAGCAGGAUGCGAUCUUAUCCUUCAACGGGUGGCAGUAUACAUGCUUCUACUCGCUUAUCCAGUGGUAUUCAUCAGACCCCACCGCGGAACCACUCUAUAUCCACCUCGCAAGAAGGCGGCUCCCCCGCGGCGACUGGGAGUUGUUGGUGCUCGAUGACUACCGCCAAACGACGGACGAUGGGCACAACACCGUCCAGAUGGGCAUCUCCCCUGGAGACGGGACCAUUCAUCUCUCAUUUGACCACCACUGUGAUGUCUUGAAGUAUCGUCGUUCCGCCCCAGGAGUCGCCACAGACCCGGAAAAGCAUCAAUGGCGUUCGUCCCUUUUCUCAGGCACCUCUGCUUCCCUUCCUGGGCUACCCGCCUCGGACCCAAGAUUUCAGGAUGUAACAUACCCUCGCUUUGGUACGCUCGGAGACGACAUGUUCUUCUCGUUCCGCGACGGUAAGGCCGGGCUCGGCAAUGACCACUUGUACAGGUACUCAGCCAACGAUCGGCUCUUCACAUUUGUCGGUACCCACUUGACCGGCAUCCAGAGUAACCCAUACGCCCACGGCCUAAACUGGCGCAACGGCCGCCUCCACGUCAGUUGGGUCUACCGCGGCUUUGUGUCCUACCCGGGCUGGGAUGACCCUCUCGAUACCAAGCAUAAGCAGCAGGCCGGGCCGAACGGAGCAGAGAACAACCACGACAUCUGCUAUGCGUACAGCGACGAUUUCGGGUAUACGUGGGCCAACAGCGCCGGUAAGACCAUCGCUCGACUGCGCGAGGGUGAGACCAUCACAAACGACGCGGAGGGGAUCGCCGUCUUCCAGGUCCCCAAAGGCUCGGGCCUCACGAACCAGGAAGCCCAGGCGGUCGACCAGGAAGGGGGGGUCCACGUGUUGAAUAGAGAUACUUUAGAUGGGGGAAAACAUCCGCGGUGGAAACACUAUUACCGGCCGCCCGAUGGCGCAUGGACGCAGCGGCCAAUCCAGCCCAUCCCCGGCAGUGCUCGAGGGCGAUUGGCCAUCAGCAAAACGGGCGAUCUGUACAUUGUGCUCCCUGAUUUCGCCGCAUCCGAGAUGCGUAUCAUGCGUUCAUCCAAAGCGAGCGGGUACUCCAGCUACGACGAGGUGUGGAUGGGCAGCGGACUGACGGGCGAACCGCUGGUGGACUCGGCCAGACUCGAGCACGACAAUGUGCUGUCGGUGAUGGUGAUGAUGGCGGAGGAUGCGAAGGCAUCGCGCAAGAAGCGCAACCUGGCCGUGCUCGAUUUCCAGCUGUGA
Dichotomopilus funicola is the source of this 1347-nucleotide messenger RNA. RefSeq lists its product as uncharacterized. NCBI's taxonomy places the organism in Eukaryota, Fungi, Ascomycota, Sordariomycetes, Sordariales, Chaetomiaceae. The record is from RefSeq and is a predicted model, not a curated record. Bases 1 to 1347 code for a protein of 448 amino acids. The transcript is spliced from 3 exons.